CCUCCUUGUUCUCCAGAGGCCAUUUUUAUACAGUGAAUCACAUAACGGUACAACAUAACUGGCACCACGCAGAUUCAUAGUUCGUCGAAUUAAUCUCUUUAUACGCGUGUGUCCAGAGAAGCAUUGAUCGGCUCGGCUACACUUGGAGUUGUCUUUGUGGCUGGUUAUUACAUUGGCAAAAGACGAUCCACAUUUUCCAUGGACAUCUUCAAGAGUCACUCUGGGGCAAAAGAUAACCAUUUGAUGCAGUAUGUCCUCAAUCAUUCAAUGAGGGAGCAUCCGGCCCUGAAAAAACUCCGAUUGAGGACUAUGGAUGAUUCGUGGAACUUCAUCAUGGUUGCCGCUGAGCAGUCUCAGCUGAUGGCUAACCUGGCAAGACUCAUCAAAACCAAGAAAGCUAUAGAAAUCGGAGUAUACACAGGGUACAACACUCUGAGCAUAGCGCUGGUUCUGCCAGACGACGGGAAGAUGGUGGCCUGUGACAUCAAAGACGAAUACCCCAACAUCGGGAAACCCUUCUGGAAAGAGGCUGGAGUGGAACAUAAAAUAGAUCUACGCAUCCAGCCAGCAUUGAAAACUCUAGAUGACCUCUUGGCCAAUGGCGAGGCCGAGACAUUUGACUUCGUCUUCAUCGAUGCAGACAAAGCAAACUAUGACAACUACUAUGAAAAAUCCCUCCAGCUAGUGAGGAAAGGAGGCAUUAUUGCCAUUGAUAACGUUCUGUGGAGUGGGAAGGUGCUGAACCCUGCAGCUGAUGACAUUGACACCCAGGCCAUUGACAAGCUGAACAAGAAGUUGUACCGGGAUGUCAGGAUCAACAUCAGCAUGCUCACUGUGGGAGACGGCGUGACACUGGCCUUCAAACUCUAACACUAUGUAGAGUUAUAAGUCUUAAAACUAUAGUACUAAAUGGAAGAUUGGCCAACACUGGUCUGUACUGUAGUAUCGAAGUAGUGACAAGUAGCUUUGGGGUAUGAUUGGCCAACACUGGUUUGUACUGUAGUAUCGAAGUAGUGACAAGUAGCUUUGGGGUAUGAUUGGCCAACACUGGUUUGUACUGUAGUAUCGAAGUAGUGACAAGUAGCUUUGGGGUAUGAUUGGCCAACACUGGUUUGUACUGUAGUAUCGAAGUAGUGACAAGUAGCUUUGGGGUAUGAUUGGCCAACACUGGUCUGUACUGUGGUAAACUGUAGUACCCAAUUACUGAGAAGUAGCUUUACAUUACGAUAAUCAGAUAGUACUUGCCAAGUGCUGACUUUUAAAAUGGUUGUUUAUAGGUCAUUAAAUCCAUGUAAUGCUGCCCUUGAAUAUAUGUGACCUGAAAAGGUUUAAAUGAAAGAACUAGGACUGUCAGAGUUAAUCAGGUAACUUUGUAAUUUUUGUGCAUUUUUUAAAAUAUAUUGUCUGAAGGCAUUCAAAAAUAUACUGAAAACAAGUCGA
Messenger RNA from Oncorhynchus nerka (sockeye salmon), 1440 nucleotides. It is a transcript of the gene comtd1a, whose product is annotated as catechol-O-methyltransferase domain containing 1. Lineage: Eukaryota; Metazoa; Chordata; Actinopteri; Salmoniformes; Salmonidae. Gene Ontology annotation, molecular function: O-methyltransferase activity; S-adenosylmethionine-dependent methyltransferase activity. The record is from RefSeq and is a predicted model, not a curated record. The transcript has 8 exons. The coding region runs from base 199 to 870 and encodes 223 amino acids.